This is a messenger RNA of Austrofundulus limnaeus, 2017 nucleotides long. RefSeq names its product calcium/calmodulin-dependent protein kinase Ib (gene camk1b). Gene Ontology annotation, biological process: protein phosphorylation. Gene Ontology annotation, molecular function: ATP binding; protein kinase activity. Lineage: Eukaryota; Metazoa; Chordata; Actinopteri; Cyprinodontiformes; Rivulidae. The record is from RefSeq and is a predicted model, not a curated record.
UGUGCAUGUGGGUUGGUGCCCAUCCUGGCUCUUCAGUUUUGUCCUCAGUCCUCCUGUGUUCCAUUUGAGACCUAAAKAUUUUCUUGUGUUAAUAAACUUUGUGUCUUUUGUGACACCCGAGUCCUGCUUCCUGAGUUGCAACCCACCCAGCUAAAUUGCUUUCUAGCAUUUAUCUUGUUUUAACUUUUAGCUAGUAUUUUUGCUGCUUUUACCUAGUUUUUUUUAUUUUAACUUUUGUGUUUUUCUUUUUUUUUUUUGAGCUAGUGUCCUGCUUUGUUUUCAGCUUUGACAAAACGCAGUUUUGACUUCUUCAGAAAAGUUCAGCACUAAGCAUUUACUUCUGUAGCUGUAGAUGAGUUUGGGUUGAUUACAUGUCACAACGGCCUGCCUUAACAAACUAUUGUGUGCUUUUUUUUUUUAUUUUUUUUUAUUUUUUUACCUGGUCGCUUCAGCUCCGACGCUGAUUGGUCCGCUUGGCGCUGUGCCCUGAGGUGACGUCAGGAGGAUCGGCUGCUGGUGCUGGCUGCAGUGGGAGCGCUCGGAGCGAAGGGGACUGACGGACGGAMGCCGAACCUCAACGCACCGAACAUUUUUAGGAAUGGGAAACCAUAUUGUUUCUGACGGUCACAACAAGAUGCCACUGGGACAGGAUUGCCACGCCUGGAAAAAGAAGACCUCAGACGUGAAGGAGAAGUAUGACUUCAAAGAGAUCCUGGGAACGGGAGCUUUCUCAGAGGUGGUCUUGGCCGAGGAGAAGAGGACGCACAGAUUGGUGGCUAUCAAGUGCAUCCCCAAGAAGGCGUUGGAAGGCAAAGAAAACAGCAUUGAGAAUGAGAUAGCAGUCCUGCACAAGAUUAAACACCCCAACAUUGUGUCACUGGAAGAUAUAUUUGAGAGCAAAUCACACCUCUAUCUUGUCAUGCAACUGGUGUCUGGUGGGGAACUCUUUGAUCGUAUCAUAGAGAAGGGCUUCUACACAGAGAAAGAUGCCAGUAAGCUGAUUCAGCAGAUUCUUGAUGCUGUCAAAUACCUCCAUGACCUGGGCAUUGUGCACCGUGACCUCAAGCCAGAGAAUUUACUUUACGACAGCAUCGACGAAGACUCAAAGAUCAUGAUCAGUGACUUCGGUUUGUCUAAAAUUGAGGGCUCUGGCAGUGUGAUGUCAACAGCCUGUGGGACGCCUGGAUAUGUCGCUCCUGAAGUCUUGGCACAGAAACCUUACAGUAAAGCAGUGGACUGCUGGUCUAUUGGUGUCAUUGCGUAUAUUCUUUUGUGUGGAUAUCCUCCUUUCUAUGACGAAAAUGAUGCCAAACUGUUUGAACAGAUCCUGAAAGCAGAAUAUGAGUUUGACUCUCCGUAUUGGGACGACAUCUCGGACUCRGCUAAAGACUUCAUAAUUCACCUGAUGGAAAAAAACCCUGAUGUACGCUACACGUGUGAGCAGGCUCUGCAGCACCCCUGGAUUGCYGGGGAUACUGCAUUGGACAAGAACAUUCACGAGUCUGUCAGUGCUCAGAUUAAGAAAAAUUUUGCAAAAAGCAAGUGGAAGCAAGCGUUCAAUGCUACAGCAGUGAUCCGUCACAUGAGGCGUCUCCAGCUGAGCACUGGCAUCGAGGGGCCCAGCCCCACCCACCUGCUGAUGCCAGAGGAAGAUCCAGAGGCACGCACCCUCCACUGCCACCAAAACAGCAGCGUGUGAUAAGCAACCCGCUUCCUGUACGUAUAGAUCCCCAAAUCACUUUCCAGUUUUAACUUCCUCAGUGGAUCUAGAGGUACCACCAUCUCCUCCUCCUUUAUCUGGCUGGGAAUACUGCGUCAUUCCAACCUUUCGCCUGCAGGGGGAGCAAGACUGUCGAGCCUGGGAGGGAAGGAAGGAAAAAAAAAAGGGUUGAAAAGUAGGUGGACUUGAUAUUAACUGUGAUGAUGCACCAGAGCGGAUUUUUUUCUUUUUUGAAUGAGAUGAAACCAUGGAAGGAGGGGGCCACAACCUCCCCCACUUUUGUGUUGAGACACGGGG